CUGCGCAAUAGCGUACCAUUGCCGAAUUUGUACUGGAUCGGAUGAUCGGAGGGCAUGCAGGCUAUAAAACAGUUGAUAUCCAAUCAUGCAACUUAUUGAGGAUAUAAAUAGCAGUUGCACAUUGAUCGGGAAACGGCACAACCGCUGAUCAUGACAACCGAAGCACAUUCGGAUGACGGACACAAUGUAUCCCGCGGUUACCGAUUUCUUGCUGUCGAUGCCUCCACUGACUUAAAUGGUGGCGCUGUCAGAUCCGACCUUUCGUGAAUUACACUGCAUACAAAAGAAGACCCAAACUUAAUCCUCCAGUCUGAUGAUAUGAGAAGCACUAGAUGAUGAUGGAGAUGCUCUGGUACAUAAACUGGCUGUGCCUGAUGGGUCUUUUCCUGGCCUCCCUACUCAUCGUGUUGGCCUGGCUUGUCCAGUACUCCCUGGAUGUACUACACCCGACGAGCCCCAAGUCACUCACCCAGGGCUGGGGUGCCACAUCCAGGCUACUCCCACCUAUCACCCUCUCCCACCGGACUCAGGCUGGGGGUGUGUGGGGCACCCUGCUCAAGCUCUGGCUCGGACGGGAUCGAGGAGGAGCAGCGUCCGAGGCCGGGGUGAAGGGUCUGCUCACAUCACUGUUCUCCUUCAAGUCUUUCCGGGAACAUUGGCAGAGGGCUUGGGUCAAAGUUCUCAAUGAACAAGCCUGCAGACAUGGGAGCUCCAUCCAGAUCACCUUUGACAACAGUCUCCAGCUCCCUGCCUCUGCUAUUGUAGAUAGUGUGACCUGCACAGACCAAUCACCUACCACUAUGGUCUUACAGUGUAAGUGUGCGGUUGACACUGUAACGUUCCCUGUGACUGUCACCCAGCAGUCACCUGCAGCUGUUUCCAUGGAUACCUACCAGAUCACCAUAAAGCCGAUGCUGGCCCAGUUGGUGGUGCGUCUGGAGGAAGUAGAAGAAGAGGGUCUGCUGGUGUCCUGGACUUUCUCCCAGCAGCCGAUCUCCCUCACCGUGGCCCCACGCAGGAUCCAGAGAGAGGAGAGUGAUGCAGAGAUAGACCCGGACAUGAUUCGGGAGCUGGUGAAGGAUACUCUGUUCAGCACACAGCCAGCCAUGAUCCUCAACCUCAGGGCCUGUGUGUCCAGCACUACGUUCCCCAGGGCAACAGGCCUAACCCCGACAGGUCUGACCCCCCCGUCCCAGAGUUUACCCCCCAUACGAAGGCUCCUGCUUCGCCAGCUCAGGGGGAACCGUGUAGCCAAGUCAUGCAGUUCAGGGGAGCUGUGCUGUACCGUGAGCCUGGACCAGCCAUCAACAGAAAGGAGGACCUGCUUCCUGCCUGCAACCCCCAGCCCUGACACCUCACUGGACUGGAGUGAGGACAUCUCACUGGAUCUGGCUCCAGAAACCAAAGAGCUGAGAGUGAGAAUGCUGGAGAAGACCACCAAGGGGGAACAAUUCUUGUCUGGCUUUGCCUCGCUACCCUUGGACCUCACCCACAGAGCUCCUACUGGUCAGCAUGUGCUGUCAGUUAGCCCAGGGCACGGCCUGGCACCCAAUGCUACGGUCACCUUUGAGCUGGUGUACCUGGAGGUAGUGGACCCCCUUGGAGCUCACUACACCACACCCCUCCGCACCUCCAUCACCCCGACCAAGAAGGUGGAUGUGGACCGGACCAUCAUGCCAGACGGCACCAUCGUCACCACCGUUACCACCAUACAGUCACGACCCAGACCGGGAAAACUAGGUGACUCUCCCUCGCGGUCCCCGUCCAAAGUGGAGGUGACAGAGAAAGGGACCAUAUUCCUCACUGAUGGCUGCCAUAGCAGGACCAGCUCCAGCCCUACUCUAAGCACUGAUAGUCCCCUGUCCAAUGGGCUGGACCCGGUGGCUGACACGGCUAUAAGACAGCUGACGGAGAACGCCAGCAAGGUGUCCAAGAAGACUCCCACUAAACGGAGCACGCUCAUCAUCUCUGGCGUGUCAAAGGUUCCCAUCUCGGAGGAUGACUGUGGCCUGUCUUGUGGCUACGCUGCAGCCAUGGAUGCUGCCCUGCAGGGAGGAGGAGCCUCCAACUACUAUGGGGCGGGGCAACAUCAGGAAGCAGACGAGACCACGCCCUCGGAUGUGUCUGAGCGGCCGUCUGUCGAUGACGUGGAGUCAGAAACGGGCUCCACUGGGGCCCUGGAGACACGAAGCCUCAAAGACCAUAAAGUGGGCUUCCUCCGCAGCGGAACCAAGCUACUAUUCCGUACAAGACACCGAAAGAAGGACCCAACCUUCAGCCAAUCCCACGAGGACCUCUCCAACCUGGCCAGUGUCUCUGCCUCUUCUGCCUCUGGCACCAUUGUGCGUAAGAAGUCCGGCAGCUUCUCCCGACGACUCAUCAAGCGCUUCUCCUUCAAGUCGAAGUCGAAGGACAAAGCCAGUGCCACCAAUGGAGGGCCAAGCACAGCAGACAACUGAUAGACAACUGAAUGGUGUAGUGGAUGGCUAAUGGCAUUGCUACCGCCUUCCUGAGACUUAGAAGUAGGCUACUGUUGCCGUGGACCCAGAAAUCGCCCUGGCUUUUCUGGGUCAAUGGUAUUGGGUUGGGUAGGAUUGUAGGACUGCUUGGUUGGAGGAUGCUUAGCAUUGGUCAUCCUGUCCCACCAUUUCUUCUUCUGUUUUCACCAUCAGAUGAGGAACCCAAAUUUGCCACUUUUAUUUAGUUUUUGCAGGCAGAACACGUACACCCCAGGUUGGUGGUUACCUAUCCUGCAUCUCUUACCUCUGAUAGGACUCCUUUUCCGCUGGAUGAGAAACGCACACGUCAGGGACAGAUAGAUGGAUCCAGGGACUGUUUGCUUAUUAUCAAAGCCAUUUCUUUUCAGAAGGAGCCUCUGCUGCUCUGGUGGAUUUAAAGGGGGUUAAGGGGGAUAACGAAAGUAGGAAUAAACUUGAAGAUGUUGCAAUUCAACACUAAAGGGGCAGUAGGUAGAGUGAGUGUGGCCUCUUCCAAAUCAAUUUAUUUAAAAAUAUGAUUUUCUUGGUUGCACUUUAUCAGAUUGUUUACAGCACUUGACAGCUUCUUCUUGUGUUAAUUUUAUUGGUAUUUGUAUUGUUUGCUCUCUGAUUCACAUGAUUAUCCUUCUGUUUCCCCAAAAAAAUAUUGGGUCACGUUUGGUGGUUUGCAUUAUGUAGGCCUAGUAGAGCCAUGACUAGGCCUUUCUUUCCUGCUUAGGUUGUAAAUGUAAUCUUAAAUAACAAACUUAGUUGAAGAACAAAUAUCAACCCCUCGCAUAGGUCUUAAGUUGGUGGUAAUGUUGACAUUCAUAGUGGCUUAUACAUUAUGUUUUAACAAUGUUGUUCAUAAUUGUAAGUUGUACAAAAACCAAAUGCAGGCAUACUUAUGUCUGUGUUUUGUAUUUUGUUUUUUUUAGAAAGGGAAAUCUUCAAGGCAAAACUGUUUUAAAUGAUCAGCUCAGACCCUUUUUAAUUUGUAUCUACUAGGCAAGUUGAAAUACCUCAAUCGCCUGAGUACUAACGUUACACAUUCUCUGGGUCAGAAUUAUUGAUGGAGGAUAUGCCAUAAAUAUCUUUAAUAGUUGAAUGGUAAAUGAUAUACAGAUUGAGUCCUCUUAAUAUUAAUAUCAGGGAAUUAUCAUGGUUGAGGUAAUAAAAAAAAAUGGUCAGAUGGUUAUUAUGACUUUCUCCCCCUGUAAUGCAAGAUUGUUGCUCCUUAAUUCAAGUUGAGCUUAAGAUGUCACAGUCCUCCAGGACAUGCGUUGUCACGCACAGAACAUAGGGUAGUGUAAAGAUGUACAUAAAAGUAGUUAUCUUGUACAGUAUUGGUAUAUGCGUUUUGUAAGACAAUUAUUUUGCCAUCCUCUCAGAAUUUGUAUUGUGUAUCCCUAAAAUAUAUUUGAUGUUAUAGUAAGGGAAUGUGGUUCAGUAGUAAUAGACAAGGAAAUAUUGUUACUCCUGCCCCACCUCUACUAUUUAAGACAGACUCCCAUAAUCAUCAUAACAUAGUACUGUUUGCCAAGUAAAGUCACACACAUAAUUUAAGUUUUCUUUAUGAAAUUGUCACUGAGGUAACAUCACUUUUUUUGUUGGUUGAAACCCAUAAACAUUACUACUUGAAGUUACAGCUUGUCUGAAGACAAUGUAUAACAGCAUACAGUGCCUUCAAAAAGUAUUCACACCCCUACACAUUGGGAUUCAAAUUGAUUUAAGUGCGGGGGGAAAAAAAUCUAAAUUGUUCAAAGCUUAAUAAAAAAUCAAACACUAAUAUAUCUUGAUUCGACAAGUGUUCAACCCCCUGAGUCAAUACAUGUUAGAAUCACCUUUGUUAGCGAUUUACAGCUGUGAGUCUUUUGGGUUAAGUCUCUUAGGAGCUUUGUACAUCUGGAAUGUACAAUAUUUAUUAUUUUUUAAACACUUCAAGCUCUGUGAAGUUGGUUGUAGAUCAUUGCUAGAUAGCCAUUUUAAGUGUUGCCAUAGAUUUUCAAGCCGUUUUAAGUCAAAACUGUAAUUAGGAACAUUCAAUGUCGUCUUGGUAAGCAACUCCUGUGUAUAUUUGGCCUUGUGUCUUAGGUUAUUGUCCUGCUGAAAUGUGAAUUUGUUUCCCAAUGUCUGUUGGAAAGCAGAAUGAACCAGGUUUUCCUCAAUGAUUUUCCCUGCGCUUAAAGCUCUAUUCCGUUUCUUUUUAUUGAAAAAAUAAAAUCCCUAGUCCUUGCA
Oncorhynchus gorbuscha (pink salmon) is the source of this 4715-nucleotide messenger RNA. It is a transcript of the gene c2cd2l, whose product is annotated as c2cd2 like. The record is from RefSeq and is a predicted model, not a curated record. Gene Ontology annotation, cellular component: cytoplasmic side of apical plasma membrane. NCBI's taxonomy places the organism in Eukaryota, Metazoa, Chordata, Actinopteri, Salmoniformes, Salmonidae. Gene Ontology annotation, molecular function: phosphatidylinositol transfer activity; phosphatidylinositol binding. Gene Ontology annotation, biological process: positive regulation of insulin secretion involved in cellular response to glucose stimulus.